Messenger RNA from Symbiodinium necroappetens, 2290 nucleotides. Lineage: Eukaryota; Dinophyceae; Suessiales; Symbiodiniaceae. The record is from the annotation of a GenBank genome assembly.
AUGGAAGAGAGCAAGGUGAAGCCAGGACAGAUGCAGGCCAUCAAUGUCAGCGGCGGCACCGGCCAGCCAGGAGGCGGCAAAGGAAGCGGAAAGCCGGGAUCUAGCCAGGGAACGGUCAAGAAUUUCCGAGAAGACAAGGGCUUCGGUUUUAUCACGCUUUCGGACGGCUCCGACCUCUUCAUGCACAUCAAGGUUUUGGCUCUGUUAGGCGCAGGCAAGCCAGCUUCUGGUCAAAGCCGCCCGAGGAUGUCGCGCUCACAGUUUCUUGUGCUUGCUGUCUUGGCCGCGCCGGGGAUGGCCAUCGACAAUGGGCUUGGCCGAACUCCACCAAUGGGCUGGAGGUCUUGGAACUUGUUUGGGAACAACACGAAUCAGACAUUCCUGCAAGCAAUCAUGGACGGGAUGGUCUCCAAGAAGCGCUCCGUGGAUGGAAUUCCGACAUCUCUCUGUGACUUAGGAUACUGCAAUGUUGGCCUUGACGAAGGCUGGGAAGACUGCAUGGGAGGACACCAAUUCCACUACCAUGACGACUCAGGCAAGCCGCUCGUGUGGCUGGCACGUUUUCCCAACAUCACAUCCAUGACGGAGCAUGCCCAUCGGCUUGGCUUGACAGCUGGCUGGUACCUCAACGGCUGCACGUGCCCGGAGAAAGAAGUCAUCGACUCCAUGUACGACAAAGAUGUUGCUGCGCUAGUGGCAUUCGGUUUUGACGCAGUCAAGCUGGAUAAUUGCGGGGCACAGCACGACCUCGACAAGUGGGCCGGUCUCAUCAACAAAACUGGACGGAAGGUGAUGAUUGAGAACUGCCACUGGGGCAAGACGGUGCCAACGGAGACCUGGUGCCCUUGGAACUUCUUCAGGACGUCGGGGGAUGUACGGGCCUCCUACGGGAGCGUGGUCGCCAAUCUUCAGACGACAGUGCAAUGGGCACAGAGAAACCUUUCAAAGCCGGGAUGUUGGGCCUACCCAGACAUGUUGGAGGCAGUGGGCUGCAAUCAUGGCCCUGGCGGAGACCGCGAUCCGGGCUUGAGCUACCCGGAGGCGCGGAGCCACUUCAGCGCCUGGUCCAUCGUAUCCUCGCCGCUCACGUUGUCCAUGGAUAUCAACGAUGACGAUGUCAUGAAUGCGGUGUGGGGCAUCGUGUCCAACAAAGAGGUCAUCGCUGUGAACCAAGCGUAUGCGGGUCAUAGCGGGAGUCCUUUCAAGCAGUCUGCCUCUCAAGUCACACUCAAAGAUGACGGCCACUAUGUAACGGUUCCCACAUGGCAGUUCUUCUACAAGCCCCUGGGUGGCAGCCGGACAGCGGUGCUUCUCAUGAACCAUGAUCGGACCUCGCACGACUUGGUGCUCAACUUCAAAGACGUUCCUGGGCUGGCAUGCCAGAAAUGCACGGUGCGGUGUCUCUACGGGCACAGAGACUUGGGAGAGCACGAGCACAGCUUCACUGCCCAAGCUGUACAGUCUCAUGACUCGCGAAUGUUUAUCCUGAUGCCUGCACAAGCACAGUCCGUGGUGGAUGGGAGCAUUCCCCAGCAAGGGGAUGUGGUCCGCUUCGACGUUGAGGAGAACCGGCUGAAACCCGGCCAGAUGCAAGCCUGCAAUGUGUCUGGCGGCAGUGGCCAGAAAGGCGUGGGCAAAGGUGGUUUCGGCAAGUACGGUGGAGGCGGCGGAAAGGGCGGCCAGGGUGCCUUUAACCCAUAUGGCAUGGGCCAAAUGAACCCCAUGGGCAUGUACGGCAUGGGCGGCGGUAUGGGGGGAAUGGGCCCCAUGGGCAUGAUGCCCAUGGGAAUGAUGGGUAUGCAAGGCAUGGGUGGAGACCCCAUGCAGCAGUAUGGCGGUCAGCAGCAGUGUAUGGGCGGCGGCGGCAUGCAAGGGGGCAUGGGCGGCGGCAAGGCUGUGUCCUGCUGUACAGGAAUGAUCUCACGCCGCAUUGGGAAAGGCAAGUGGAGCAAGCAGGACUAUCAUAAGGACGAUAAUAACGAUAGCGAGGAUGGUGGUGAUGAUGACUGCAGUGGCGAUUGUGCCAAACUCAGAUCUGCUGGCCACCAUCCUUGCCGGUCCUCAGUGAUGUUCGGCUUCGGUGGUGGUGAGGAUGUGGAGCAUACGAGUGGCCUACAGCGUGCACUGAGCAGCGUGCUUUGUGCUGUUUGCGGCUUUCCGAUCGUUCUGAUUGGUGGCUGCAUUUUGCUGGGUUGGAAUGAGAAGCGGGAUGUCUGCGAACAGGCGGCCAUACUGUCUGGUCAGGAUGCCUACAAGCAAGUCGGCUGCACCGACGCAACGCAGGAAGCAG